GAAGAAAGACAGCCAUCAUUUAAAGGAAAAAGAGAAACCUAGAGAGGGAUCAAUAAAAGAGUGAUUCAAGGGAGAGAACAGAGGUUGAAGAGGAAGCAAUGGCAACGCCAAAACAGUUAUGGGAGCAGCAGCAAUUGCAGAUGCAGCGUGUCAAUAAGAACUCCGGCGCCAUUGUUAGUUACACCGGUAGUCCGGAUGAUGACAAGGAAGAAGAGAUGUCAAGGUCUGCAUUGGCUAUUUUUCGUGUCAAGGAGGAAGAGAUUGAGAGAAAGAAGUUGGAGGUGAGAGACAAGGUUCAGGCUCAGUUGGGACGAGCUGAAGAAGCAAGUAGGCGCUUAACUGAGAUUCGUGAAGAGCUUGAAGCACUGACAGAUCCCAUGAGAAAGGAAGUUGCAAACAUUCGGAAGAGGAUAGAUUUAGUUAACAGAGAUUUAAAGCCGCUGGGACAGAGCUGCCAGAGGAAGGAAAAGGAAUACAAGGAAGCAGUCGAGGCUUUGAACGAGAAGAACAGAGAAAAAGCUCAGCUACUUUCCAGAUUGAUGGAGCUUGUGGGUGAAAGUGAGAGAUUGAGGAUGAAGAAGCUGGAGGAGCUGAACAAACAUGUCGAAACUCUGCGUUAAGAUGUACUGUGUGCUAAUCAUGUAUUGAAAUGUGUUGUGCAUGUGUGCCUGUAAUUAGAUAUGCGUAUUUUUUUUUUUUUCUUGCAGUUCUGUGAUUUUUCGUUUGUAUAUUUCAUUGGCUGUGUGUUCAUGAAGAAAGGUUUCUUCCACUAUGUACUUCCAAAUCUGGUAGAGUUCUGUAUCUCUGUGUGCU
This is a messenger RNA of Fragaria vesca subsp. vesca, 813 nucleotides long. RefSeq lists its product as uncharacterized. The record is from RefSeq and is a predicted model, not a curated record. The transcript is spliced from 4 exons. Lineage: Eukaryota; Viridiplantae; Streptophyta; Magnoliopsida; Rosales; Rosaceae. The coding region runs from base 99 to 620 and encodes 173 amino acids.